CGGUUAUUCUUAAAGUUUCCGUUUCCUGAUCAGUGAGUGACGCUGCAAUUGAUUGGCCUAAUAUCUAUGGCGUAAUAGAGCGUACCAACUGACAGCAGCUGGACCGUUAUUAAUAGUGGCCAAAACCUCCGGUUCUAACCGUUCCGGCUGCUUUGUAGCCAAUAGCGGGGCGCCGAAAAAAAGUUGGGGGAAUCUUAAUUGUCAGCAAUCCCUCCAUCAUCUCUAAUCCUUACCUUCAAUUUUAUUACGAAUAACCUCAAUCCCAUGGUCAAUUCUUAAUUGUUCAAUAGUGAACAAUUAACUGCCCACCAUGGCGUCCCCUUCUAUAUCCCUUCACCGAAUAAGCGCACCGGUCCGACGUGCUUUGACAAACACCUCUUUCACAACAACCCGGACCUACGCCACCAUCCCAACAAGCGGUCCGGAACCACCAACGGGCAAGACAAACCGUCGGCCUACCUACUUCAAAGACACAACCAUAGCCACCCUAGACGACUUUCUCCCCGGCUCCUCUCCACAAUCCACCUCCUUAUCCUCAACCGAAGCCUACCAACUGCGCACAGCCGAAGUCGGACCGGCCUCAAACCGACGCACCAUAACCCGGUUGCCAGAAUGGCUCAAGACGCCUAUCCCAGCCGGAAACGACAACUACAAAAAAAUAAAGCAAGACUUACGAGGGUUGGGCUUACACACGGUAUGCGAGGAGGCGCGGUGUCCGAAUAUAUCGGAAUGCUGGGGGGGGAAUAAUAAAAACGCGGCGACGGCGACCAUUAUGCUUAUGGGUGAUACGUGUACCCGCGGCUGCCGCUUCUGCAGCGUGAAAACGAAUCGUAAACCUCCUCCUCUCGAUCCGCAUGAACCCGAACAUGUCGCGGAAGCACUUGCGAGGUGGGGGUUAGGGUACGUGGUCCUGACGAAUGUCGAUCGCGAUGAUUUGGCCGAUGGGGGCGCGCAUCAUUUCGCGGAGACGAUUCGCAGGAUUAAGGCUAAGAAACCGGGACUGCUUGUUGAGGCGCUUACGGGGGAUUUCGCCGGGGAUAUGGAUAUGGUGGAGGUUGUUGCGAAUAGUGGACUCGAUGUGUAUGCGCAUAAUCUGGAGACGGUUGAGGGGCUUACACCGUAUGUACGGGAUCGGAGAGCGACGUUUAGAUUGAGUUUGCGUGUGCUGGAGCAUGUUAAGCAGGUCCGUGGUGAUCAGGGUAUUAUCACGAAGACUAGUCUUAUGCUUGGCCUUGGCGAGCAGGAGGACGAGGUCACAGAUGCGUUGAGGGAGUUACGGAAGAUUGGUGUGGAUGUGGUAACGUUUGGUCAGUAUAUGCGACCCACGAAGCGCCAUCUUAAGGUCGAGAAGUACGUUACUCCUGAGGAGUUCGAGAUGUGGCGACAGCGCGCGCUCGAUAUGGGGUUCUUGUAUGUGGCGAGUGGACCCCUAGUCCGAAGUAGCUACAAGGCAGGCGAGGACUUCAUUGAGAAUGUUCUCAAGAAGCGCGCUGGUGAGAAGGGAAUAGCGAGGGGCGUCCAGGGGAAGUUGGGCGAGACGAUCGCUAUGGAGGGCGCGUUGAAGGGUGAAAGUGCGUAAGGUACUAGAAAUAUUCGUAUGUUCAACAUGCAUAUGUACAUGUAUACCUACCGACAUAGUAUAUUAUGGGCAUCCGUUACUUCGAUUACAAGUAAUGGACGGCGUGGAUAUGGCGUAUCUAUUUAGAUUGGGCGGUUCCCUCUCCUA
This is a messenger RNA of Hypoxylon trugodes, 1726 nucleotides long. Its product is annotated as Lipoate synthase. Lineage: Eukaryota; Fungi; Ascomycota; Sordariomycetes; Xylariales; Hypoxylaceae. The transcript has a single exon. Gene Ontology annotation, cellular component: mitochondrion. The record is from RefSeq and is a predicted model, not a curated record. Bases 311 to 1579 code for a protein of 422 amino acids. Gene Ontology annotation, biological process: lipoate biosynthetic process. Gene Ontology annotation, molecular function: lipoate synthase activity; 4 iron, 4 sulfur cluster binding.